Urocitellus parryii (Arctic ground squirrel) is the source of this 1389-nucleotide messenger RNA. It is a transcript of the gene Spaca9, whose product is annotated as sperm acrosome associated 9. NCBI's taxonomy places the organism in Eukaryota, Metazoa, Chordata, Mammalia, Rodentia, Sciuridae. Gene Ontology annotation, cellular component: ciliary base; acrosomal vesicle; sperm flagellum. The record is from RefSeq and is a predicted model, not a curated record.
CACAAUCGCGCCGCGGCCCGCCCCCGCCGGCGCCCACCCCGCCCACUCCCGCCUCCCGAGUCCUAAGCAGGGCCUCCCCGCCCUCCGGGGCCCAGACGCCCACGGAGUCACGCCAGCCUGCGCUCUGUGCCGGUCCAGCACAAGCAAGGAUCUCUCCUAUCCUGUGAGCACAGAGGACAACUAUGAAUGAGGCCAAAGAGACCCUCCGAGGCAUUGAGCAGAAGUACAAGCUGUUCCAACAGCAGCAGUUCACCUUCAUCGCAGCUCUGGAGCACUGCAGGGAGAACGCACAUGACAAGAUCCGGCCCAUCUCCAGCAUCGAACAGGUGCAGAGCUACAUGGAACACUACUGUAACAACUCCACAGACCGGCGGAUCCUGCUCAUGUUCCUGGACAUCUGUUCAGAGCUGAACAGGCUCUGCCAGCACUUUGAGGCCAUGCACUCUGGCACCCCAGUCACCAACAACAUUCUUGACAAAUGCAAAACCUUGGUUAGCCAAAGCAAUGACCUGAGCACCCUCAGAGCAAAGUACCCUCACGAUGUAGUGAACCACCUCAGCUGUGACGAGGCCAGGAACCACUAUGGCGGUGUGGUCAGCCUCAUCCCCAUUGUCCUGGACCUUAUGAAAGAGUGGAUCGCUCACUCGGAGAAGCUGCCCCGCAAAGCGCUGCAGCACGUGAGUGAGCCCGCAGCAUGUCAGAAUGUCACCAGGGCAGCCGCUUGUCCUGCCCGGACCGCAGGCACCCAGCGCUGGUUAAGAAAGCACAAAUGUAGGCAGCUGGAAAAAGACCGCCUCAAACCCAGGGGGCGAGACAAAGGACAUUCCAAGCCUCCCUGGAGGCCGCCCGGUGGGAAACUGUAACUCAAGGCCAGGGGCCUGCUCCACGGCUGGGUGCUCUGCUAACCAGUGUGGACUCCCCUGUGGAUCCAUUCCUGCUGGUGCCGGCACCCCUGCCGUUAACCCCAAAAGGGCCAAUACAUCAUUGAGAAUCUCUCCUUCUCUUGCUUUCACUUGUAACUUUCCUGCUUCUAAGCUCUGUGCUGGUGAAGAGGAUCCCCGCUUAAUGAGUUGCCCAAACAGUAUGGUGUUGCUAGAGGGUGUCCCAGGUGAGGGCACUGAGCCACACCCAGCAGCCAUCCAGCUCCCUGCCCCAGCAGCCACAGGAAGCAGGCACAGACUCUCUGCAGGACAGGGAUGCUCCCACUCCCAGGAUGGAGGGAGGGGCAGAUGCUGAAGGAACCCCUCAGGGUUCAGUUCCCUGGACCAAAACAAAGGCAGUGAGCCCACUUCUCCAGAAGAAUUCUGUCUGUGGUUCCUGAGCAAGGACCAUGGCCUGAUGUCCACAGCAUAGUCGAGGCCCACACACUGUGUGAUGUGUCUGCUUUGA